Metarhizium album ARSEF 1941 is the source of this 951-nucleotide messenger RNA. Its product is annotated as NAD(P)-binding domain protein. Lineage: Eukaryota; Fungi; Ascomycota; Sordariomycetes; Hypocreales; Clavicipitaceae. The record is from RefSeq and is a predicted model, not a curated record. The coding region runs from base 1 to 951 and encodes 316 amino acids. The transcript has a single exon.
AUGUCUCGGCUCUGGCAGAGCAUCGUCAAUGACAAGGCCACCAUCGAUUUCGAGCCGGAGAAAGAUAUCCCCUCUCUAGCUGGCAAAGUCAUUCUCGUCACGGGGGGCAACAACGGGCUUGGAAAACAAGCCAUUUGCGAAUACAUCAAACACGGCCCCAAGCAGAUCUGGCUUGCGGCAAGAAACGUCGCGGCUGCUCAGGCGGUAGUGGACGAGAUACAUCGGCACAAGCCAGACUCGCCGGUGAAGAUUCUCAAAAUGGACCUGUCCUCGUUCGAGUCCGUCAAGCAAGCUUCCCGGACGUUCCUCGCCGAGUCUGACCGACUCGACAUUCUCAUGCUGAAUGCGGGCAUCAUGGCGGCCGCCCCGGCUCUCACAGAGGACGGGUAUGAGCUUCAGUUUGGCACCAACCACAUGGGCCACGCGCUGCUCACCAAGUUGCUCCUCCCCAUCUUGGAAAAGACGGCGUCGCAGCCCGGCGCCGACGUCAGGGUCGUGUCGUUGUCGUCUAGAGCACACCUCCUAGCCCCAAAGGAAGGCAUCGUGUUUGAUUCGCUCAAGACCAGGGCGGAGGAGAUGCAGACAUUUGCGAGAUACGGGCAGAGCAAGCUGUCCAAUGUCCUCUUUGCUCGGCAACUAGCGGCGCAUUACCCUCAAUUCACGGUCACCGCUAUUCAUCCUGGUGUCGUGCGAACAAACUUGGUGAACAGUAUGACGGGCGUGGGGAUGAUCUACAGAAUCCUGGGACCCUUGGUGAGCUGCUUUUUGACUCCGGUGAAUCAGGGCGCCAAGAACCAGCUGUGGGCGACUGUUGCGAAGGACGUGAAGAGCGGAGAAUAUUACGAGCCGGUUGGUGUGAGUGGGAGGUCGAGCAAGCUCGGGACUGAUGAGGAUUUGGCAAAGGACUUGUGGGAUUGGACUGCGCGAGAACUUGAGGGCUGGUCGUUGUGA